Molecule: messenger RNA, 1369 nt
Organism: Lolium perenne
Lineage: Eukaryota; Viridiplantae; Streptophyta; Magnoliopsida; Poales; Poaceae
Product: peroxidase 5
Biological process (GO): hydrogen peroxide catabolic process; response to oxidative stress
Molecular function (GO): peroxidase activity; heme binding
Source: RefSeq, a predicted model, not a curated record
ACACUGCCCUCGAUCAGCUCUCGCCUUCCUUAGGCAAGAAGUAUAUAGCGUGCCAGUGUAUAAAGAGAGAGUGACAGACUGACAGUGCUGGAGCGAGGAUCGUAGCGGCAAUGGAGGUGGCGAAGAUGAAGCGGGGCGGCGAGACGUGCUUCCUGCUCCAGGCGGCAGCCGUGGUCUCAUACAUGGUGCUGCUGAUGGCGUCGACGGGGGCGCGCGCGCAGAUGCGGGUGGGGUUCUACGACAGCUCGUGCCCGGCGGCGGAGAUCAUCGUUCAGCAGGAGGUGAGCAAGGCGGUGUCGGGCAACCCGGGCCUCGCCGCCGGACUCCUCCGUCUCCACUUCCACGACUGCUUCGUCGGGGGCUGCGAGGCGUCCGUGCUGAUCGACUCCACCAGCGGCAACACGGCGGAGAAGGACGCCGGGCCGAACAAGAGCCUCCGGGGCUUCGAGGUGAUCGACAGGAUCAAGGCACGGGUGGAGCAAGCCUGCUUCGGCGUCGUCUCCUGCGCCGACAUACUCGCCUUCGCCGCAAGGGACGCGCUCGCGCUGACCGGCGGGAACGGGUACCAGGUCCCGGCGGGGCGGCGGGACGGGAGCGUGUCGCGGGCACAGGACACGAGCGGCAACCUGCCACCGCCGACCCCCAACGUGAACCAGCUCACCAAGAUCUUCGCCUCCAAGGGGCUCAACCAGAAGGACUUGGUCACGCUCUCCGGGGCGCACACCAUCGGCGGCUCGCACUGCAGCUCCUUCAGCAGCCGCCUGCAGUCGCCGUCUCCGACGGCGCCGGACCCGACCAUGGACCCCGGCUACGUAGCGCAGCUCGGGCAGCAGUGCGCCGGCGCCUCGCCGGGUGCGCUCGUGCCCAUGGACGUCGUCACCCCCAACACAUUCGACGAAGGGUUCUACAAGGGCGUCAUGGCCAACCGCGGCCUCCUCGCCUCCGACCAGGCGCUGCUCAGCGAUGGCAACACCGCACUGCAGGUCGUCACCUACGCCAACGACCCGGCCACCUUCCAGAGCGACUUCGCCGCAGCCAUGGUCAAGAUGGGCUACGUCGGCGUGCUCACCGGCAGCAGCGGCAAGAUCAGAGCCAACUGCAGGGUCGCGUGAUCCGUCAUUCAUGGCGCCAUCACUCGAGAGAUUUUUGGUGUUUGUACUAAGAGUGGCGAUUGAUUGAUUUCCUAUUCGACUUGGUGGUAGCUUUCAAUUAGAGGCUUUUCUUUGACCAUGUAUGUAUUCGCUGCCUAUUCUUUGUCCCAUUGAUCGGCUUGUGUUAAUUCUUUCUUUCUGUUCACAAAAUUGUAACUAGCCCCUGAGGGUUCAUGUGCCAAAUUAAUCGAGCUAAAUAAUGGCUGUCGAUUCUUUCA